Funneliformis caledonium is the source of this 195-nucleotide messenger RNA. The record is from the annotation of a GenBank genome assembly. NCBI's taxonomy places the organism in Eukaryota, Fungi, Glomeromycota, Glomeromycetes, Glomerales, Glomeraceae.
AUGCUUUUGACUAUUAAAUUGGAGUUACAAGAAAUUAUUCGUAACAACCAACCGACCAUAAUUUACGAAACACUUUAUCUAAGACAAAUCAAUAGAACUAGAAAACUUGCUAGUAAUCUUCAUUUAGUAGACAAGAAGAAACUUGAGGCCGCAAUUCAAAACGAUUACAUGACUUUAAAAUUAACCAAUUGGUAG